Nerophis lumbriciformis (worm pipefish) is the source of this 1119-nucleotide messenger RNA. The record is from RefSeq and is a predicted model, not a curated record. Lineage: Eukaryota; Metazoa; Chordata; Actinopteri; Syngnathiformes; Syngnathidae.
AUGAAUCUGUCUGACACGACGACUGACCCGAUGCUCACACUGAAUAGCAGUCAUGGAGACGUAUUUUCCAGCAGUGCUUCAAACCACUCCUGUCCCUUAGGCUGGGGGCUAACAAAAGGCUUGGAGGCUUGCAUCCUGGAAACUGCUGUUGUUGUACUCCUGACAGUGCUGAUUAUUGCUGGUAAUUUGACAGUGAUCUUCGUAUUCCACUGUGCCCCACUGCUGCAUCACUACAACACCAGCUACUUCAUCCAGACCAUGGCGUACGCAGACCUUCUAGUAGGUCUGAGCUGCUUAGUGCCAACCCUGUCUCUCCUACACUACCCGGCAAGUGUCCAGGAGCCAAUCACCUGUCAAGUUUUCAGCUAUAUCAUCUCUGUUCUCAAAAGUGUUUCAAUGGCCUGUUUGGCAUGUAUUAGUGUGGACCGCUAUUUGGCUAUAACUAAACCACUAUCUUACAACCAACUGGUAACGCCAUGCCGGCUACGAGGCUGCAUCACUCUCAUAUGGGUUUACUCCAGCCUAGUCUUCUUGCCCUCCUUCUUUGGUUGGGGCAAGCCUGGCUAUCAUGGGGACAUUUUUGAAUGGUGUGCGCAUUCUUGGCCAACCUCAGCCAUCUUUACAGGCUUUGUUGUAUGUUUGCUGUAUGCACCUGCUGCACUUGUGGUCUGUUUUACCUACUACCACAUCUUUCGCAUUUGCCAGCAGCACAAUAGGGAGAUCAGUGAACGACGGGCACGUUUUCCAAGUCAAGAGAUGGAAACUGUUGAAGGGGAUCGGGAUGGGCAUCAAGGAGGACAUGGACCGGAUCGGCGGUACGCGAUGGUGCUCUUCCGAAUUACAAGUGUUUUCUAUAUGCUCUGGCUACCCUACAUUAUAUACUUUGUGUUGGAAAGCUCCCAUGUCCUGGACAGCCCAGCUCUUUCCUUCAUUACCACUUGGCUUGCAAUUAGCAACAGUUUUUGCAACUGUCUCAUCUACAGCCUGUCCAAUAGUGUGUUUCGCUUGGGCAUGCGCAGGCUCUCACAGACAAUUUGCUCCUUCAGUCACUGUGCUGCUGAUGACAGGGACCUUGGGAAGCCUAAACCCAGACAACGGGCAAACUCCUGCUCCAUCUGA